UGCUACUUUCCCAUGCUUUGUUGAAUUACCUGUAAACGUUCGUUCUUGCUCAGUAUCAGUUGUGUGUUAGUUGUGGCAAAAUGUCGAAUAAACCGCAGCGACUGUUGGAAAAAUAUGACCUGCUGUUGGACCAUUUGGAUUUUGAUUACAUCCGCCGAAGCAACAAUGGCCGCGAGGUGGAAAAUAUCCUAAAAGUGCUACGUUCUGGCGAAGAAGGAUAUUUCCCCCAGCUGACCGCAUACGCCGAAGAGCGGCUGAAAUCGCUCCGUCCGGAGAGCAAGUUACUACGAAAGGAGCAACCGUUAGCCACGCAACAUACCAUGCCGGAAGAGCAAUGGCAAAACAUCACCACAAGGUUAAAUGAGUGGCAAUCCAUGAUGAAAGCAAUCGAAGAAGAUCUACGUUCGAUUCAGGACGAAGUGGAUGAUCCUACAAUGCCGCGCAUCCGAAGCGUUCCUAUGAUUGAUGUGGAACAGGAGAUCCGAGAUUUAUCAAAUGCCUCCCAGUCAAAAUACAUCAAAUAUUGCGAUUAUGACCGAUGGGGCAAGUUUGAUGCGGACACAGAAAUGCUGAAGAUUGAUCUAGACGAGGAACGCCAUCGGGAGAUGGUGCGGAUAAACAACCAGAAGAAUAGUGAAAUACCGAAAAUUGUUGAACUUCCACCACAACCGAAACUGUCUCAGCAGGAAAAGCAAGUGAUUGCGGGAAAGUUGCGGGAAAAGGGUAACGAUUAUUUUCGUGCCAAGGAGUUCACGGAAGCUGUGGAAGAGUAUGACAAGAGUCUGGAAUUGUAUCGAACCGCGGCCUGUUACAACAAUCGUGCUAUUGCAUACAUAAAACUUGAACGCUACACCGAAGCAAUAGCUGAUUGUGAGCAAUGUUUGAAGAUUGAACCCAGCAAUCUAAAGGCACUGCUGAGAAAAGCACAAGCUUUAACAUUGAGCGACAAAAAACGAGAGGCCUACCAGAUCUAUUGUGACGUGCUACGUCUAGAACCAACGAAUUCGAUUGCACUGAACAAUACAGCUAGUUUGCGGCGUCUGCUCACAGAUUUACCGCCACCGAAUGCCGUACGAAUGUCCAUCGAGGAGGUAAGCAAUGCCGGGUCCGACAUUGACUUUCGCCAGCUGGUACGUCCGAAGCGUGUUGUCAAAGACAAGCUUCCGGAUAGCAUUAAACGGCUGCAGAAUGAUACCAUCACCUUAGUACGCCAGCAUGCGGAAACAGUGGCAAAGCGCGAUACCCAAGAGAUAACCUUGUCGGCUGAGGCACCUCAACGCAACACUCCACUAAUCGAAGAAUUAUAGAUCCGAUUGGUUCAUUGCGUAUGAUAACAAAAUCUCACGUAUUUUCUCCUUGCGUCGUAUGAUAAGUUGGAGAGCUAAUUAGUAGUUAAUAAAGGGACAUUGACCUAUACGCGUUUUCCCACGUUUGAAGGC
Messenger RNA from Anopheles funestus (African malaria mosquito), 1439 nucleotides. RefSeq names its product sperm-associated antigen 1 (gene Spag1). Gene Ontology annotation, molecular function: heat shock protein binding. The record is from RefSeq and is a predicted model, not a curated record. Lineage: Eukaryota; Metazoa; Arthropoda; Insecta; Diptera; Culicidae. Gene Ontology annotation, cellular component: mitochondrion; cytosol. The transcript has 3 exons. Bases 81 to 1307 code for a protein of 408 amino acids.